Clupea harengus (Atlantic herring) is the source of this 5377-nucleotide messenger RNA. RefSeq names its product KIAA0825 ortholog. NCBI's taxonomy places the organism in Eukaryota, Metazoa, Chordata, Actinopteri, Clupeiformes, Clupeidae. The record is from RefSeq and is a predicted model, not a curated record. Bases 732 to 4889 code for a protein of 1385 amino acids. The transcript is spliced from 20 exons.
CUAACGCGUUGCAAAGGGAUUUUAAUAGCAUGUUACAAUGUAGCAGGAUGCUAGUUUUCCACAUUAUGAAGGAGUGUCAUAAUCGCAAAUGUCACAACCCCUUCUUGUGGCACAACAGCGGUCAGCGCCUUUAACAUGUAUUGCUCUAAUCGUAAUCAAAUGCUUAGACAAUUGUGGCUAGUUAGCAAGUUUUCCGUUGUGCAAGCUAACUAGUUAGCUGGCAAGAUAGCUAUCCUACCCAACAUAAUUCCCCCUAUUGCUAGUGAGAUAAUGUGAUGUAAUGUAACGUAAUAGCCAAUUUGGUGAUAAUUUCCCCUGCCAAUCUUUAUUAUGGUCACCCUAACACAACGUCACUGUAACGUUACUUAACGUAAAUGUACUUAACGUAACUUAACUGUAACGUUAUUUAGGUACUUUAAAUGUUUGCCACAUAGGUUGAAAUUCCUGGCAUAAGGCAUCUGAAAAGCAGUCACUUGUUGCAUUUAGGUUAUAACAUUAGCCUAGAAGUCUACACUACUUUUGACAUUAUAUUUAUGAAAUGACUCAUGAUAUUCGGUGUUACUCAAAACUACAACGAUGAGUUAAAGCUAUUUUGUCUAAAUUGAGCGUAUUGGUGUGAUGGUGGAAAUCAGGCUCCCUAACAACUGAUGGUGAAUUGAACACUGAAACAAGAGGCCGUUGUUGAUAAUCUUCAGCUAAAGUGCUCUCGCAGUGCCCCAGCAGUGCCCGGUAUGGACUGGCAGCAGGACUUCCCGUAUGACCACACCGUGGUUGACCUGCUGCUGCCCGGCGUGCCAGGGGAGGCAGACAUCCAGCAGCUCCUGAGGGACACGGAGGAGAAGCUGAAGCUCAACGCCUGCAGCAUCGAGCAGAGCCUGAAGGACCUGCAGGGGAGGAUGGGGGAGCACUGGGGCGGCGAGCGACCCUCCAGCCCCACCGAGAUCCUGCAGUGGUUCAACCCCAGGAACCCCAGCGGACUCAAGCCGGUGGCCACGGGGCAUCAGGAGCUGCUGGAGUUCUACAGGGCGCUGCAACAGUACCUGAAGGCGGAGGAGAACCGGGAGGAGGUGGUUCUCCAGCUCCUGGUGAACAUCUCCUACCAGUGUGGCGUGUGCUUCCCCAGCUCCAGCCCCCUGGCCUCCCGGCAGUCCUCGCCGCUCCCCAGCCUCCUGUGCACCGUGCGGGAGGAGUCCGCCCCGGAGCUGCAGGACCUGUGGGAGGACGUGCGUCUCCAGCUGCAGCGUCACCUGCUCAAGAAGCUGGAGCCGGCCGGAGCGAGGGAGGGGGAGGAGGGAAAGGAGGUGAAGGACGAGGAUGAGGAGGAGGAGGAGGAGUGCGAGGCGUCCCGCGUCCCCAAGCGUAUCCUCUGCCUCCAGCAGCUCCUCUUCCUCUACCCGGAGAGCCAGGUGCUGGCGCGCUACCAGCGGCUCCGGACCAAAGCCGUGCAGGCCCUCAUCCAGACCGCCCAGGCGGGCAGCCCGGGCGCGGGGGAGCGGGGCUUCCAGCGGCUGGCCGCCGGUUUCCAGGCGGCCGCCCCGGCCCUGGUCGCCAUGGUGAGCGAGGACCUUCACGCGCUGAAUGCCGUGGGCGCGGAGCCGCACGCCACCCUGGCCUUCCUCAACCGGGCCUACCUGGGCGCGGUGAGCGCCGAGCUGGCCGCGCUGAUGGAGAGGGAGGUCCAGGGCGCCCUGAAGGACAACACGCCGCCCAAGGGGAAGGCAGGACGGAGGCAGAGCAGGAGCAAGGCCACCGUAGUCCCUCAGGAGCCGGUGCGUAACUUCUCCCUGACGUCGCACCAGCUGGGCUGCCUGACCGGGCUGGCCUCCACCCUGCUGGAGCUGGAGCAGAAGGUGGAGGAGCUGGCCUCUGAGGUGGGCUUCCUCAACUGUGCUGGGGAGUCCUCCUGCAGCCCCAGAGGGAUUUUAAAGAAAUCUAGAGAGGACCCCGAGGCGACUCCAGGCGAAGGGAGCAGCGCUGCCACGCCCGAUCUGAUCCUGAACUCUGCAGAGGCGGUGUCCCUGGAAUUCGAGUGGAGGGGGGCGUUUGUGGAGCUGGUGCCCCAGAUGGCCCACUGUGUGAAGGUGCUGCUGGAAGACGUGUGUGCCAGGAGCCUACAACAGGAGGAGGUGGCGCGUGCCAACUCGGCCGUACUGGCGCUGGGCAGCGUGCCACAGAGGCAGGGCAUCGCCCUUACCUGUCUGGAAAGAGAGUGCCCCAAGAUGAUAGCCAAGUUCUGUGGUGACGUCAUGAAGGAGGUAGACAACCUGUUGCCCCUGGCGAUUGUUUCCCGUGGUGACCCGUUGCUGCCCGUGCGCCGCAGCUUUGUGGACGUGUCUGCCCGCGUGGCCCUGGCCCUGGUCGGCCGCCUGCAGGAGAGGGCAAAGGAGGUGCCCGCCGAUGCCCCUUUCCAGAACCUGUGCGGUCUGCUGGCCACCAGCAUCUACAUCCGCCAGCGCCUGGAGCACUACGAGAGCGAGCUGACCGACAGUGCCCGCACGUGGCCUUUGGGAACACAGACACACACUCUGCCCAUCCAGAAGUGCUGGGACCUGAGCAGCUCCCUCCAGGACCAGCUGGCCUGCUACUGCCUGAGCGUCUGCGCCUCCAGCCUGCUCCACGACGCCGAGAGCCACCACUGGGCCGACCCCAAGCCUUUCUACGAGGACGAGCGGUGCUCCUUCUCUGUCCAUAUGUGGCACUAUUUCCUGUCGGGCGUGCGGAGCGACCUGUGGGGGGCGCUGCCCCCUGAGCUGGCGCGCCGUCUCCUGGCCCAGGUGCUGUGUGAGAGCCUGCAGCUGCUGGUGCAGAGGUACUCCCGCGCACGGCCCUCCUACCGCAGGGUCCAGCAGGUCAGGUCGGACAUCACCGCCAUCCUGUUGUGUGUGCAGCAGCUUCUCUGGAGUGUGUGUGAGGGCCUCGGCGAGCUGCUGGCGUCCGAGGCCAAGUCUUCGUCCUCCCUCCCGGGCUCCUCUUCGGCGGCGGACUGGGUCGUGGCGGCCCACGGGCUGUGCAUGCAGCUGCUCAACGUGCUGGUCGUCGUCACGGCGCCCCUGACAGAGCUCCACGGGACCUUUCAGAGCGGCCCUGAGAGUUUGGGCGUGCAGUCUGCCCAGGCCGAGGAUGAGGAUGCCCCUCCUGCGCAGGCAGAGGGCGGUGCGCCCACAGACAGUGAGGGAGCCCCGAGUUCAAAGGUCGAAGGUGACGCUCCUGCCGAGGGCGAGGGUGUCCCAUCCCCCAAAGCGGAGGAUGAAAACCCAGGCCUUGACCAUGCCUACUGGCUGGCUGUGAUCAACCCUGCGGUGUUCCCUGAGCAGUCGCUGAGAGAUGGUGUGAGCAGUGAAGAGUCCUGCUUGUGGCUCCUGAGGCUCCUUGGUGCGGGGCCCUGCUUCAGCCCCUCCCUGCUGCUCAACACCCUGCUGCACAGAGACUGCCUGCUGCUACGCACGCUGAUGGCUACCUCAUAUUUGUUUGCAGAGGAACCCGCGGAGGUUCCUCCCGAGAGCCAGGAGGCAGUCGACCGCUUCCUGGAGGCCGUGGUGUGUGUGCUGGCCUCGCUGAGCAAAGUGCCAAGGGUUCUGACCCUGGUGCUGGAGCCCUACCUCAACAAGACCCAGCUCUGGGACCACCUGUACAACCCCACAGACUCAGGUAGGCUGGAGCCGGCCAUGCUGCGCUGCAUCCGAGCCAUGGUGUCACGGCCCACAGACAGCCUCCUGCGGCAGCUGGUCACCAUCGUGCAGUCCUCCUCCGAGGACCUGCCCGGCUCCCUGCUGCAGCACGAUGCCCCCGAGUGCCUGCUGAGCAAAGUCCCCAAAGUGUGGAACUACAUCCCCCACGAUGCCAGGGGAAAAGACAACAGCAAGAACAGUGGUAAAUCAGUGGCCAUGCAGGCCCUCUCCUUCAUCUUCACCAACCUGCCCUCGGCGGUGGCCUCGCUGGCCCUGCCCGUGCGCUUCCUCUUCGUGUUCGCCGAGAAGCGCCUCUCCCAGCACGCGCGGCAGCAGCUGCGGCCCACCGGCCUGCUCCUGUGGGCGCUGCUGACGCGGCUGUGUCAGGGCCUGGAGGACGGCGAGGCCCUGGAGAGGCUGGCCGCCCGGCCGCUGGAGCGCGGGGCCAAGGAGCGCCUGGCCCUGCUGUCCGAGUGCCUGCAGGCCAGCGUGGGCCAGCAGCGGGGCGUGCCCAAGCCCGCCGUGCACAUGGUGCUGCAGGGCCUGGAGGAGCGGAGGCCCAAGUGGAUCUCCAUCCAGCUGCACAAGGCCCGCAAACUCUGCUGCAAGAGUGUGUUUGAGCGGGCGGAGAGUGAGUGGUUGCAGGACAAAGGUGGCGGUGUUGCAGUAGCAGCAGCAGCAGCAGCAGCAGCAGCAGCAGCCUCUGUGGCGUCGGCGUCGGCGUCGGCGUCGGUGACUGCGGCAGAAGCCAGUGAGCUGAAGACGCAUCUGAUGGUGCUGGAGUUGAGCCACCGAGCAGGUGGCAGCCAGCACCUCGGGCACAUUUAUCACAUCAUCACACUCAACGAGGAGCUUCUCUGGCGUAGGCUCUCGCCUCCGCACGUGCUCAGUGAAGACCCUCCCCAGGACUCUACCCUCUCUCUGACCUUUGACCUACCAGAUGGAUGGACCCCUUCUCCAGCAUCUCAUUUUAACCCCCUCACUCAGUUCGACCACUUCGGCUACGACGAGUUUGACCAGGCCGGCCUGAGCCAGAGGGAGUGGGCCUGGGACGCCCUGCUGCAGCCUGCCUACCGGAGGAUGAGUCAGGUGACCUUCAGAGUGCUGCUGCGGAACAGGUGGGAGAUGCAGGAGGGUGCAGAACUGGAGGAUGAAGAGAAAGUUCUGGUGGAUCACUUGCAGGACAUCUGGUUCCCCCCCAGCCCUGGUCCCUCCUCAUAGCGGCCCCUGCCAACAGCCAAGAACAUUCGUCCAAACCCCUAACCCAUCACCAGCACGUGUGACGGAAACAUUCAGCGGAUAUCAUACGCGUACAUGUUGUCUUUACGUAUGCGUCUUUGUGCUGAGCGCAUUCUGGACAAUGACACCAAGUGAUCAACUGAUAUUGAUUUAGAUUGUUCAAAUGGAAGCACACGAAUGUCUCACUGUACGUUUUUUUUUUGCAAUUUUGCUGUCCAAUAUCCAGAUUCUUCACACAUGGUUUUGUGAAGGUGCUGUUCCAUAAGUAUGUUGGUGCUAUAUGGCUCCUUAUGGAGUACUGCUCCCACGGGUACAGCUGAAUGUACGGUUUAGGUUGGAUGGAUGCCAUGACAACGCGUGUAGCACUGUAUAUAGUUUACAUUAAGCUGUGUUUGUCUCUCUGUGUUUUGUAAUAUGGAGUAGAGUCACUCAAUGUUUCAAUAAAAUAGAGCACACUUUCUUAUACUGUG